Molecule: messenger RNA, 1018 nt
Organism: Exophiala xenobiotica
Lineage: Eukaryota; Fungi; Ascomycota; Eurotiomycetes; Chaetothyriales; Herpotrichiellaceae
Exons: 1
Coding region: 48-890 (280 amino acids)
Source: RefSeq, a predicted model, not a curated record
GCAAGAUGCUUUGAUGUGCUCGUACUCCCAGUCCUGCAUCCACAACCAUGGCCUCCAACAGACGUGUAUACCAUUUUCUCCUCGUUGUCAUGCUGGCCCUUUUCCAUCAUGCGCUCGCGUCACCAGUUCCACGAAUAUCUUCACCGGAAAUAGGCGCUCUGUCCUUUGCCGAAUUAUUUCUUCAGACCUUCCGCCGAAUCCUCGAAUUAGGCUUUCUGCAGGGUGUGGCCAUCGCCCUUCUUGUCCUGGGUUGUCUUGUAUGUCUGCUCAUCUGCGUAUUAUGCGCGUUAGCGGCGUAUAUUGACCGCAAUGACACGGCCGUUUGGGACAAGGAUUUGGAGCGAAACGACCAGCGAUACUCUUCAAGUGAAAAGCGAAACCACUCUCGCAAUGACAGCCCCGAAAAUAGAGGUCGAAAGUCUUACUACGCAGACCGUCCAUCACCUAUCACAAAGAUCAGUAUCCACGCCUCGCCAUCGCCUCGGAGAACGACGCCACAAAGCUCUCCGUCCAAACCUCAGCGACAAAACUCCCGUUCUCGAUCUCCAACCACGCCUCUACGUUCUGCACUUUCAAAAUCUCCCUCGCGAAGGGAAUCAAUCUUCUUCGGCCUGAAAAGGUCAAGCCGACCGAGCAGCCCCAAAUCGGUCAGAUGGGCCGACGAGCUCGGAGUGUCUGUCCUUGCCACUGUUCAAAUAAAGACGGCUGAGGAUGGAGCCGAGAUCGAAAUUGAUAUCGGAAUGUCAAGCCAUCAGCAACCAUACGAGACCGAGCUCGGCGAUGACUCCUGGAGGGAUACUCCAGCUGCUUACACUUCAGGCGUGACCAAACCUUCCGUACAGAGGCAUUCGACGCGUGGAGAUCUGGAUAAUGUGUCGCAGGAGACAUAGCAUGUAUCAGGAGCGUGACGAAGGCGGUCUUAUGAAAUUUUUCUUUCUUUCGUGGACCCGAUGUAUGAACAGGACUAUAACUUACGAUCUGGCAUGAUAAGUAACGUGGCGAGAUUCUUUGAAAACAA